AUGCGGUGCGUGCCAAAAGAGCUCGCGGCAGUGCAGCUACCCGACUUCGAGCCACGAUGUCGGAGUGCACGAAUCACAAUCACUCGAGAAAACAAAGCUGAAGGUGGUAAUAUGGGAGCCGAACGAAACGAGGGUCAUUCCCCGCAAAUUGGCGCAAAUCCCUGGUCUGUCUUCGGCGGAGUACCGGGCGCUGAGGAAAGACUGGCCGGGGCUUUUGACGCGAGUUUCUGGACAGGAAUGGCUCUUCAAGUCGCGCGGAUAGUGUCGUCUCUGCGCCACGCCAUGAUCGCUCUGGCAUCGUACUGGGAGAAUGUCGUCGUGCCAGGAUCCGACAAACGAAGCACCUUCGAUUGGGAGUGCGGCACUUUCACGCUGCAGCAGUACACGAUUGCCAUAUCAGAAAUGCGAAAAAGCUUGCAACCAGCAGGCAAGCCGUCGACCGUUGAGCUGUUGAUGAGUAACUUACUGUUCGUCUGCAUGGAGAUGUUCCAGAACCACUAUGAAUCCGCGCUGUGUCAAUUGUCUAACGGUCUCUAUCUCUUUUGCACAACAUCUAAUCCGACCAAUCAGCAAACUGAGAUGGAGGACGAGCUGGAAAAGCAGCUGAAUCAUAAUUUCAAGCGAUUGAUGACACAGUCGCUCUUGUUUCCUGUCAGGCAUGUGGAUAAGAGGCUAUUAGCUCCCUCGUUCACACCCCGCAUGCCUAAUAUACCAAGAUCAUUCGCUUCGAUCGCGGAAGCGAGGAAUUCACUCAAUGACUGCAUCAGCUCGAUUGCUCAUGAAUCCCAAAGUCGAAAUUCCUCAAGCCCAAAACUUUUUCUAAACUGGGCUGAAGCUGCUGAUGUCUCGUUUCAGGACCAAGUCGGAAACGUACACAAUUAUCUCGAGCAAUGGUCUCAAGUAUUUGAGGAAUUCAGAAAAAGAGAAGAAGCCAAUCUCUCCGAGCGAGAACGACAUAAUUGCAUCAUUCUUGAAAUUCAGCGAAUAGCCCUACCCAUUUUGGCACUGGCUCCCAACUCUCAAUCAGAAGCGAUCUUUGACUUAUGGAUGCCCGAAUUUUCCAGGCUUGUCGACUUGGUCUCGUUCCUCAUCCGCAACAAGCGCCGCUUCCCUAAUUGCAUGGUCCUUCACCUUCCCAAGUUCGACAUCAACCUGAUUCUCCCCAUGUAUCUCGUCGCCAGUCGCUGCCGACAUCCUGAACUCAGACGUCAAGCUGUUGAACUGCUGUGGCUGGAGCCGAGGCAAGAAGGGAUCUGGAACAGCGCCAUUUUGGCCAGUGUGGCAGAGCGUAUUAUUUUAAUCGAAGAAAGAGGAUUAGGUCCAAUGAAAAGUUGUGAAGACGUCCCAGCCCCGGUGCGGAUCAAGCUGGUAGAGGGAACAAUUUUGACAGCCAGUGCUCAGGUUGUUGCAACUUUUUCUCGUCCAGCCGCACAUGGAAACGGUCAAGAUGAAUUACUCUAUGAGACAAUCUCAUAUAUGCGUUGA
Molecule: messenger RNA, 1485 nt
Organism: Rhinocladiella mackenziei CBS 650.93
Lineage: Eukaryota; Fungi; Ascomycota; Eurotiomycetes; Chaetothyriales; Herpotrichiellaceae
Exons: 1
Coding region: 1-1485 (494 amino acids)
Source: RefSeq, a predicted model, not a curated record